Molecule: messenger RNA, 1146 nt
Organism: Penicillium maclennaniae
Lineage: Eukaryota; Fungi; Ascomycota; Eurotiomycetes; Eurotiales; Aspergillaceae
Product: peroxisomal membrane protein PEX16
Exons: 4
Coding region: 1-1146 (381 amino acids)
Biological process (GO): peroxisome organization
Cellular component (GO): peroxisomal membrane
Source: RefSeq, a predicted model, not a curated record
AUGGAGACUGUUCACCCUCCCAUCCCUUCAAGGAUGCUGAAACCGACUAAAUGGCUUUCGCUCUAUGAGGACUUUGUCACUAAGAAUGCCAGCUCAGUUGGACAGGUCGAGUCCGCCUUGAGGUCGCUGACCUACAUCAUCCCAGGCCGUUAUAGAGAAUCAGAAAUAGCAUCAGAAUGUGUGCACUCCGGAGUACAACUUCUAUCUCUUUAUCACGAUACAUUAGUCUCAAGGGUGAUAUCUCGACUGCCGUCUACAGUGCCUCGACUGCCGCCUACACCACAUGCGCGAUAUACCAAGUACUGGAGCACUCGCUCUUCUUUGUAUCAAAAGGUCGCCGUCGCGCUGCAGAUGCUUCAAUAUACCGAGCUUUUGUGGGAAAUGGCAGCAAGGCGACGCGGCCAGAAGACUCGAUGGCGCGUCGUCGUCUUCCUUGAAUUUGCCAAGGCCGUCUGCCGCUUGCUUCUCCUUCGAUUGACAAAUUCUCGGCCGCUGGUUAGCCCUCCGCUCCCGGAGCGGGAGGUGGAUCCGAGGUCAACUGAAGAGGAAGAGGAUCAAGGUGAUUGGAACGGGAUGCAGACCCCCGUCAGCGAGCGGUCUACGGAUAUCAGCUGGACCAUGCCUCGAACAGGGUUGUCACUACCAUCCCUCCCAGACGUGAACGAUGUGUCGAAUUAUCUCAUCUCUAAAGUCCUUACCGCUGAUGACAUCAAAUCUCCCAAGACCCUGUUGCAUCGUGUCACUGGACAGGGACAGUUGGCGGAGAUUUUGUAUAUUUUGAGGCCUGUGGUAUAUGCUCUAGCCAUGCAGCGAUGGAGUGGAGAUAAGAGAAGCUGGCGGCCUUGGCUGAUAGGAUUUGGAAUGGAAUAUGGCUGCCGGCAGCUCGCCAAGCGGGACUUCCGUGAACGUGUCGCGGGCGGUUUGCGUGGACUAACGGGCCUCGAGCGAGAGGAGCUGCGCAAGCGCGGCUGGUCUAUGGGUUGGUGGAUGAUGCGAGGCGCGUUCUAUGAGAACAUCACCAAGUCCUGGAUCCAGGGUGUAACCGACAAGAUGAAAGGAAAGCCGCUCCUGGACCUCAUGGGUAGCGUGGUAGAAGACUACGGCUACCUGUGGGACAAUUACUACUUCUCGACCGCCACCUUGUGA